Messenger RNA from Choloepus didactylus (southern two-toed sloth), 258 nucleotides. It is a transcript of the gene DEFB127, whose product is annotated as defensin beta 127. Gene Ontology annotation, biological process: innate immune response. The record is from RefSeq and is a predicted model, not a curated record. The transcript is spliced from 2 exons. Lineage: Eukaryota; Metazoa; Chordata; Mammalia; Pilosa; Megalonychidae. Bases 1 to 258 code for a protein of 85 amino acids. Gene Ontology annotation, cellular component: extracellular region.
AUGAGGCAUUUCCUGAUCAUCGCAAUUCUGCUGUUUCAGAAGUUCACAGUGACUGAACAACUUAAAAGAUGCUGGAGUAACUAUGUACAAGGACACUGCAGGAAAAUAUGCAAAACAACUGAAAUACGUGAAGUACUAUGUGAAAAUGGGAGAUAUUGUUGCCUCAAUAUCCUGAAAGUGGAAGCACGUAAAAAAAUUACAAAGCCACCUCGUCCAAAGUAUACAUAUUCAUUCACUUUUCCUCAAGAUUAUCAGUAA